AUGAUGAUGAUGAAGAAGUUCUGUGCACUGUUGUUGAUCGUUCAAGCAUUCACAAUAUUCAUCAAGCCAAGCGAAGCAUAUAAAGAAAAUGAAAGCAACCAGAAAACCUGCAGGAGACAGUGCCGAGAGAGCUGCGCUGGACAAUCAGCUAAACCGGAACCACAAUCAGCUAAACCGGAACCACAUUGCUUUCGAAAAUGCACUCGGUUCGGCAGGAAUCCUACUGAUUAUUGCAAGAAGAUAUGUAUUAAACAAGUCGCUUAG
Messenger RNA from Trichobilharzia szidati, 264 nucleotides. The record is from the annotation of a GenBank genome assembly. Lineage: Eukaryota; Metazoa; Platyhelminthes; Trematoda; Strigeidida; Schistosomatidae.